CAGAACCGCCAUCUUGAAAUACGUACCGCACAUCCUCCCCUUUUCACGUUGUACGGAGAGGGUCUUAGACCAGAGGAGGGGGUCGUUUGGCCCUAAUAUUCGAAUUCAGUGAUUGGAAACACGAUAAUUUAACAGCAAUGUCAAAACAAAGCAUAAUGGACCGCGUUACAGCGGCAAAACACAGUAUUGCAGGCCAAGGAUUGGCCAAGGUUGUGUGUAAAGCUACUACCGAGGAGGUGAUGGGACCCAAAAAGAAACAUUUAGACUAUUUAAUACAGUGUACAAACGAACCCAAUGUCUCAAUCCCCCAGCUAGCAGAUCUUCUAAUCGAACGCACCCAACACCAGAGCUGGGUCAUUGUCUUCAAAGCUCUCAUCACCACACACAACCUUAUGAACUAUGGAAAUGAGAGGUUCACACAGUACCUGGCUUCCAAUAAUUGCUCCUUCAACUUGGCACAGUUCAUCGAUAAACAGGGAGUCCAAGGCUAUGACAUGUCAACCUUCAUUAGACGAUAUUCCAAAUAUUUAAAUGAGAAAGCUGUCUCCUAUCGGCAAAUGGCCUUUGAUUUCUGCAAAGUCAAAAGAGGCAAGGAUGAUGGCUUAUUAAGGACAAUGAAUGCAGAUAAGCUUUUAAAGACACUACCAGCCCUUCAGAAGCAGUUAGACUCGCUGUUAGAAUUUGAUUGUGCUCCAAAUGAGCUUACAAACGGAGUCAUCAACGCCUGUUUUCUUCUAAUGUUUAAAGACCUGAUUAGAUUGUUUGCCUGUUAUAAUGACGGCAUCAUUAAUUUAUUAGAAAAAUACUUUGAUAUGAAUAAAAAGCAAUGCAAAGAUGCUUUAGAAAUUUACAAGAGAUUUUUAGUGCGGAUGGAUAAAGUAUCAGAAUUCCUGAAAACCGCAGAAAAUGCUUCAAAAAAUCCCCAUCAGAGUGUGGGUAUUGACAAAAGUGACAUACCUGACCUUGCUAAGGGUUUGAGGAACAAUGCUAACUCUGCUCCCUCUAGUCUCCUUGAUGCCUUAGAACAGCAUUACCAGUCAUUGGAAGGGAAGAAAGGGGUGACAACUCCAGUCAGUGGCUCCAAGCCCGUGGGUUUCGCAGCAGCCAUCAGCACUAUUUCUAACAACACGCCAACAAUAAAUGUCUCUGAGGAGGAACGCCAGCGAAUUCUGGACGAGGAAAAUGCCCGUCUCCAACAGCUCAAGAAGGAACAGCUUGGCAAGAGCACUGCUGACUCUCCAAAUAAGGAGCAGAGACUAAAGGAACUAGGCCAGUCCCCCCAGACUACCUCCAAUAAUCCCUUUGCCACACAGACUCAGAACGGAACGAGUGAUCUACUGGGGUCCCCCAUGAAGUCAGCUCAGCCCCCCUCAGCGAGCGACGACCUACUUAGUCUCACGGGGAACCCUUUUGUUCAGAACGUACAGAACGUCAUGGCGAUGCAGGCCGCGACACAAGCCAUGAGUCAACCCAACUCCUUUGCUCAGUGGAAUAAUACACAGAAUCCCAGCAUUCCUGCUACGAGUGGUUUGUUCACGUCAGAUGCUGAUUUUGAGAAAGUGUUUCCCAACCAAUCUGCCACCAUGUCAACGGGCCAACUAACAGAUGCCACAGGUCUCUUAGUUCCCCAGACUCCACAAAAACCAGACCUGCUGUCUCAAGAGGACACUCUAGAAUCUCUAGAUCCCCUUAUGCCCACCUCCAAGUUGUCCACGGUAACCACCAAUAGCGGACUGGCAUCUGGUGGUAUCUUUAGUGUGGAAUGUUCUAAAGAAGACAACACGUCUCUGUUGUCAUCCUUUGGGAGUUCUGAUGUAGCAGGCCUUGCUUCUUUUGGGAAAGGAACAAACAUCUUCGGAGCUGGUUGUCCCAGUCCUACCAUUGGAAACAUCAGUUCUGUAGGUGGUGCAGGAGCCACCAUGAUGGGGACCACCUCAGUAUACCCAGGGCCACCAAUGCCUGCUAGCCCAGCUCUCCAACACAGAAGUUUGACUCCUACUUUUAAAGAUUCAGCUCCAGGACGUUUAAGCCCCGCCCUUGUUUCCACCGACCAAUCAGGAUUUGAUGCAUUUGGUGAAGUUUUGAAACCAACAUCAACUGUAGAUGGGAUGAACAGCACAAGAAAUGAAAAACUUAUCAACAAAGACCUUGACUCAAGUCUCUCACAGCUGGCUGGCAACCUCAAUAUCAAGGGGUCAGGGUCACAGGUCAAAAAACAACAGCAUGACUGGCAGCCGAAGGGCGAACAGAAGAAGACGGGUGGUCAAAACUGGCAGGGAGUGACCCCCAAUGUAUCGUCCACCACCUGGACCUCGCCAAACUACGGUCAACCCAUGGUAAAUAGUGAGCCCAAUUUGACUAACCAGUCUACCAUGGUUAACUCUCAACAGCCUGUGAUGAUGGCACCAGUCAUGGGAUACGGAGUACAACCAAUGAUGCAGCAACCAGGAAUGAUGGGCAUUAGACCAGUGGGUAUGCAACCAGGGAUGGGAAUGCAACCUGGCAUGGGGAUGCAACAACCCAUGGGAAUGCAGCAACCUAUGAUGUAUGGAAUGCAACCUGGGAUGGGACCCAUGAUGUCACAGCCCCGCCCACCUGCACAAACCAAUCAGGAUCCGUUUGGAGCAUUAUGAGAAUCGUCAUUUUCUAUUCAUCAUUCAGGAAUAGACAUAGUCGUGUGAGUGUUUGUGAACCAGAUAAGGGCAGGGAACAAAUGUGUACAUCAUCGCCAUGGCAACCAUGAACUUCUACAUUCCUACUCAAAUCCAUAUCUGAUCUAUGCACGUGAAGAAAAUGGCUCUCAAAUAUGGCUUUAUCCAAAAUCAGUAUAUGAAAGGUCAAGGACAAAUAUAGCAUGACCUCUGACCCACCAGUAGUACAAUAACUAAAUCUACAUAGAAACUCAUAAAACCAGAGGCCAGCUAGUCAUUCAGUUGUGCAAUUGUGAGAAGGCCAUAGUUACUGUUUUGUAAAUCGCAUCCCCUGUCUGAGAGCAGAUGGGACACCCAAAUCACGUCACCGUGUGUAAGUCGUGUCAGAAAGUAAAAAUCAAGUGUAUAUAAUUUAUGUGUAGUCCAGAAGUCAAUAUCAUACACAGUGGAAGUGUUAGUCAAGAUUGAGAGAAAGGGAGUAUGGUUGUGCUUGUAUUCUGUUGGCAUGGUAACUGUUACCAUGGCUAUUUUUAUGUCAUGACCUCAUACUUUUCUACUUCAUGUUUAGGUUGUUCGUUUCUGAAUUGACUACAGAUCUAGAUAAGGCCAGCAUGUUAGGUUUGAAGUUUACAACAAUGUAUUUAAAACAAAUAAGUAUGCUGUAACAAGUGAUAGAUGGACAUUCAUUUCAUUUCUGUUAAUAAACUUGUAAUGUAUGAGUGCUAAACAAAUUCAUUGUUAUAAUUUUUUGUUGCAAUGUAUAUCCUGUGUUAUAUUGGUAUAAAUGGAACUAUUACUGUUAAGUUUUAGUAUAAUGGUGCCCAAAAUACAUUUAAAUAAUAUUAAUAUAUUCACAUAUUAUUCAAUGUUGUAAAAUUAUUUAGUGGAAUGUACUUUAUGUAAAUAUCAAUAUUAGGAGAUAUGUUGGUGAAUUUUAAAUUGGUGUCAAAAUGUGUUGGUCACUCCAAUAGAGGUCAAGGUCAGAUUUAGAUGACCUGGACCAUUUUCUAAUUCUCCCUUAGCUUGGACUCCUACAAGUCUUAAGGUAGCUCCUUAGUGGUCCUAUUAUGCAGAACUUGAAUUAUCUGUGAUUGUUAAUUAAUCUCACAACAGACACCUGUAUCAAAGAAUGUCAACAAAAACACAUUCCAGAUUGUCACAAAUCUUACCCUCACUCAGUUAAUUCAAAUGUUCUAAAUCACAGAACCCCUGAUCCAUUGUGGAUUUGGUUGGAAAUUGCCAUUAUAUUUUUUAUGUUUAAUUUGGAUUUCCAUGUCAAAAUAUGAGAUAAAUCUAAAAAUAGAAGGUAAUAAGAACUUGCUAUUAAUUAAUGUUGAUAAAAUAUACCUUCUUUUUGUAUCUCUUAUUAGAAUAUAAAACUAAUCCAAUUAAAAGCAAAUAGAAUGUCAUGAUUCAUUCCAUUUUUGGUGACGUAUUUUGUCCAUGAUUUCUUGAGCAAGCAAACAAAUUGUAAUAUAAGUAGUUACAGACAAAUGAGGGGAAGACAAAAUUAUCACAUUUAAAUUCUGCCUUAAAUUCUGUCUGUACAUUUCAUGUAAACUUUCCGAUUCCUGACAAACAAAAAAUGACCGAUGCUGCCAUAAUAAAUGUGAUAUUUUAGGAUCAGAUCUGUUUCAGAACUUUUGUACAGAACUAUAGCAAGUUUCGUUCAGAUCUGUGUGAGAACUUUUGUAGAGAGCUGUAAGUUUCUGUUGAUCAGAUGUAGUUGCUCUAGACACAAUAAACUCAUUCUGCAUCUGG
Molecule: messenger RNA, 4412 nt
Organism: Saccostrea echinata
Lineage: Eukaryota; Metazoa; Mollusca; Bivalvia; Ostreida; Ostreidae
Product: phosphatidylinositol-binding clathrin assembly protein LAP-like
Exons: 26
Coding region: 138-2633 (831 amino acids)
Biological process (GO): synaptic vesicle budding from presynaptic endocytic zone membrane; clathrin coat assembly; clathrin-dependent endocytosis
Cellular component (GO): clathrin-coated pit; clathrin-coated vesicle; extrinsic component of presynaptic endocytic zone membrane
Molecular function (GO): SNARE binding; 1-phosphatidylinositol binding; phosphatidylinositol-4,5-bisphosphate binding
Source: RefSeq, a predicted model, not a curated record